This is a messenger RNA of Cynoglossus semilaevis (tongue sole), 1743 nucleotides long. Its product is annotated as putative gustatory receptor clone PTE03. Gene Ontology annotation, molecular function: G protein-coupled receptor activity; odorant binding; olfactory receptor activity. Gene Ontology annotation, biological process: G protein-coupled receptor signaling pathway; detection of chemical stimulus involved in sensory perception of smell. Gene Ontology annotation, cellular component: membrane. The transcript has a single exon. NCBI's taxonomy places the organism in Eukaryota, Metazoa, Chordata, Actinopteri, Pleuronectiformes, Cynoglossidae. The record is from RefSeq and is a predicted model, not a curated record. The coding region runs from base 80 to 1030 and encodes 316 amino acids.
GUGUCAGCAAAGACAAUCAGGCCGAGACGUUGUUUUUUUACACUGAAAUUGUCUUAACUGCUGAGCCACUGACGGUAGCAUGAACUCGACACUGUUGCUGUUGUCAAACUUGAUAUUUGGAGCGUAUUUGAACGGAGGAGAUCUGAGGUAUUUGUACUUCACUGUCACAGCUCUACUCUACAUGGUCAUUGUUGUCUCUAACACGUGUGUGAUUGUUGUCAUCUGUAUGAACAGGAGUCUACAUGAACCUAUGUACAUUUUUAUGUGUAACCUGUUCAUAAAUGAACUGUAUGGAGCCACAGGUUUGUUUCCACUGCUGCUGGUUCAGCUUCUGUCUGACAUCCACACCGUCCCAGCUUCACUCUGUUUUCUGCAGAUUUACUGUCUGUACACUUAUGCACAUGUGGAGUUCUGUACCUUAGCUGUUAUGGCCUAUGACCGCUACCUGGCCAUCUGCUGCCCUCUGCUGUAUAACAGACGUAUGACGCCUCACCGAGCCUUGAUCUUAAAUAUUUUAGUGUGGUUUUACUCAUUUGUGAAAGUUUUAGUGACGUUGUCAUUGAACCUGCACCUGAAGCUGUGUGGAAACACCAUAGACAGUGUGUACUGUCACAACUACCUGAUUGUGAAGCUGUCAUGUUCUGACACUACCAUCAACAACAUCUACGGGGUUUUUGGCGUCAUCCUGACCAUCAUGGUUCCUCUGCUCCCCAUCCUCUUCUCCUACCUGAAGAUUUUUCAGGUGUGUUUCUCUGGCUGUGUGCAGACAAGAGUGAAGGCUCUCAGCACCUGCUCUCCUCAGCUGGCCUCACUCAUCAACUUCUCCUUUGGUUGUACGUUUGAGAUCCUCCGGAGUCGGUUCGACAUGAUAGCUGUGCCCUCAGUCCUGAGGAUUGUUCUCUCUCUGUACUUCCUGCUCAUCCAGCCCCUGCUCAGUCCCAUAAUGUUUGGAUUACAGAUGACCAAAAUAAGGAACGUCAUCAAACGUGUCCUUGGCUGUAAGACACUUUGUGGUCCAGGUGGAAAAUAACUGACAUCUGUGACCUGCAGUCAGCUGUGGCCCUGUGCUGUAGUUUAACGACAAUAAUAUACAGAAAAAUUUCCCAAAGCAAUUUCCUGCAUGUGCAAUGAAGAUGUCAAAUAAAGGUGCAGGAAUGUUGUUUGUGGUCGGUGAAGAAAAUCAGAAUAACAAUGAACCUGUGAACAUUUGUUACACUUCUGUUACAAUUUGAAAUAAUUCAAAACACCAGCAACAACAACAACAACAACAAAAAACAACACAAUAGGUGUUCAAUAACUAUGCUGCUCUGCUCUGCCAGAGCUGAAUAUUCACCUGUCGUGUAGUGACUAACUUCUUCCUUAGUCUUUGGUGAGAGAGGGGAUUAUUGUCAAGCCAUAAAAAAAAAUCUCUUUAAUUUGUCAAAUAUUAAGUGAAUAAUUCUGAUAUAGCUAUAUUUUUGGGGACAUUGUUUUAUAUUAAGACUCUUGUUGUCUAAAUGUGCACAUGGUAGUUCCAGGUGAGUGAGAAAUUUGAGGAUCAAAAUCAGUGGUGGACGAAGUAUGCUAACGAUGUACUUAAGAGAGUAUUUUGAAGUUCAAGGUUUAGUUUGGAAUUAGGGAUAGAGUCAGGGCCAGAACAUGGAUAAAGAUUAGACACAUACAUGGAUGGUUUUUAAUCCAUCUUGCCAAACGUUUCCAAAUUAUAUAAUGUAUUUAUAAUAUCAUUAUACUUCUGUAGUUUCC